Molecule: messenger RNA, 552 nt
Organism: Arachis duranensis
Lineage: Eukaryota; Viridiplantae; Streptophyta; Magnoliopsida; Fabales; Fabaceae
Product: protein FAR-RED IMPAIRED RESPONSE 1-like
Exons: 1
Coding region: 1-552 (183 amino acids)
Biological process (GO): regulation of DNA-templated transcription
Source: RefSeq, a predicted model, not a curated record
AUGGCAGAGAUGAGGAUAAAGAGAAUAACAUCUGAUAGGAAAUGGUGUGUUGCAUGUUUUGUUGAUGAUCAUAACCACGGUCUUGAUAGGAAUAUGUCGGAUGUUGAUAUAGCUCACAUGAAUAACUUGAGGGAGGUGGGAAUUAGCAUUCCAAAGGUAUAUCAGUCAUUUGCGAUGCAGGUUGGAGGGUUCAACUUAGUCAGGUUUACGAAGCAAGACAUGCACAAUGAGGUCCGCAAGCAACGUGCACUGCAGGAAGGGGAUGUUAAUGCUACGCUGCGGAUUUUCGAGUGUGUUGCAAGGGAUGACAAGAGACUCUUUUGGAGAUACGAAGUUGGUGAUGGUGAUCGGAUGUGUGAUAUGAUAUGGAGUGACGGGCGCAGUCAAGAAGAUUACCAGGUUUUUGGAGAUGUCCUUGCUUUUAAUACGACCUAUGGCAGGAAUAAGUAUAACCUUCAGGUGAUUGUGCUGUUUGAGGUUAAUCACCAUAACCAAACAUGUGUUUUUGCAACUGUCAUGAUCUCUUGUGAGGUGCAAGAAUCGUACAAGUAA